Molecule: messenger RNA, 324 nt
Organism: Schizophyllum commune H4-8
Lineage: Eukaryota; Fungi; Basidiomycota; Agaricomycetes; Agaricales; Schizophyllaceae
Exons: 1
Coding region: 1-324 (107 amino acids)
Source: RefSeq, a predicted model, not a curated record
AUGGCGCUCAGGGUCCAGAGACGGACGCAGCAAGAGGAGAGUAACGCAUUCGCCGUGCAAAGCAACAGUUUCGACGGGCAGAGCAAGGAGAUCGCCGUGCAGAACGACGGAGAGCAUGUCGCUGCGCAGCCGUUACCGUCUCGUGCCCGCGUUUCUCGGUCGCGCCGGCACCGUUCGCAUCGCUGCGCGUUGCCCCUCGCGUCCGUCGCGGGAGACGAGCAGUUUCAGAUCGACAUCAUCGAGAUGCAGACAGACGAAGGGGGUCUCCCGACUGCCGAGGGCGCAGCGCGCUCGCCGCCGUUCAGGAGCCCGUGGACGCCCUGA